AUGUCUAAGGACGACGCCUGCAAAGUGACGUCUGCCAGCAAACACAAGGAGCGCAAGCCGAAGAAGCCUCACUAUAUUCCCCGUCCAUGGGGCAAACCCUACAACUACAAAUGCUUCCAGUGUCCUUUCACUUGCAUGGAGAAGUCUCACCUGUACAACCAUAUGAAGUACAGCCUGUGUAAGAACUCCCUCUCUCUGCUCAUAGAAUCAGACUGGCCCUAUAAAAAGGGCAACAUCUUGCACCCAGACCAGCUACGACCCUUUCAGCAGGCACACGGUCUCCGUGCUCCUGGAAAGGAUGAGCUAGAGCAGAUGACACGGGCUGAGGAGCGACAGAGGCAGCGGAGGAGCACGGAGGAGGAAGGAGAGGACAGGGAAAGCCAGGGACCAGAGGAAGAAGAGGAGGGAGGACGGGGGGAGGGAGCAGAGAUCGCCGGGCUGACGAAAGAGAGCUCCGGCAAUAGCAGCAGCAGAGGAGACGCCACAGAGUGCGCUGCCAAGAAAACCAAACCGCCAGAGUCAGAGCUUCUGAUGGCUGACAUGCUCUCACUAGAAGACCAGCUUCUACGAGCACGCUCAGUAGAAGUAGAGGCCCAGCUCAAACACUAUAAGCUCUCCAAGACCUGUCUCACAGCGCCCGGGCUGCUGACGGAGCAGUGGCGGCUGUUAACAUCCAGCCAAACUAAGGCCAAGUCAGAAGGAGCUCAGCCCAGAGUGAGUAGCUCAAUUCCCUGUUACCCUCCCCCACCAAACCUGGUGGACUACCAGGAUCCCACCGGACUAAAUCUGUCAGUGCUCGGGGUGGGCUAUCCCAUCAGCCCCAGCCUCUUCUCCUACAUGAACUCAGCUAUUCCCACUGCUGCCACCGGUGUCACCGCCCAGGCCCACGCACAGCUCGCCCAGCUACCCUUCCUGGCGUCGGCCGCUCAGCUGAUGCACCCAGCCUCCGGAACGCACACAGACAGAGCUCUCAUCCCCCCUCGUCUCUACUACCCGUUCCUGUGUGAGCACACGUUCGGAGCGGCCUCCACUCAGAGUGAUAGCAGCAAAGGACUCAAGACGUCCACAAACAGUCUAGAGGCAAAUCCCCUGUCUGGCUUCCAGCCUAAAGUCAACCUGUGGAAAGUGCCGGCUUUGCGGCCAGGGACCACCGCUGUCUCCCCUGCUGGCUGGGUGUCACCUCAGAGAGACUCCCCCGAUCAGGGCUACAGGUUGGGGGAUAAAGCGCCAGCCACAGCGAAGGAAGGCAAAGCAAGCUGGGGGCUAAAGAGGACGGGGGCUCCACUGGGGAACCAUGAGGCACCUGUGGAGAAGAAGCCAGCCAUGGGCUUCACUUUGGACCUGCUGAAGAAUAUUCAGACUGCAUCGACUCUUAACAUGGCAGCGGACAAACUUCUCUUCCAGAACAGUUUACAGGACGCUCAGCUUCAGCCCCGGCCCACUGAACUGUGGUACAACGAUCCUCUCACCAGUCCCAACAGUGAAACAUCCUCCCUUUCAACAUGUGGCGGGCCCAACAGCCAAGACUCGACUGCUGCUCGGACAAUGGGAGAGGGAGCAUCAGAGUCGGUGGCUGCUCUCCUGAGUGACCUCUCCAAGGCCUUGCAGGAGUACCAAGAGGCUGAGCGCAAAAUCUCCCACCUGGAGAAGGAGGACCUUCCUGCCCAGCGCCACCUCUGGGAACACCUGAGCAAAAUCCGCAGCGAGCUCUCCCACAUCCACCAGGCGCUGGAGCGGACAGCUCGCCAGAGCGACGGGCCUCUGGACCUGUCAGUGAAGAGGGACUCGACAGAUUUGGCUGGUGACCAGGGCAUGAGAGAGGACAGCAGUCUUAAGGACAACGGUACAGAGUCAGAGGAGGAGGACGAGGAGCUGGAGGAGAAAAAGGAGGAGGAGGAGGAUGAGAGUGAGAGGAAGGCGAUGAGGGCUUCGUUGGAGAGUCGUAAGCAGUCGUUGGACAUGUUGAUCAAGAUGAGUCAGGCAUCAGUGGUAAACACAGAGGUUCUGUCUCCCGGCGGUCUCAGCAUCAGGCCCAGCCCGGCUGAGGCCCUGUGGCCGAGCAGAACCACUAAGUGUGAGGCAGACUCCAGCGUCCUGCUCUGCCCCGACGGCCGAUCAGUGGUGUUCACCGACAUCCCUGCCUCCGCCAAAACCUCAAAGAGACCCCCGUCCAUACAGCGACUAGAAGCUCAGUGUCCGCCAAGCCCUUUGACGGCUACUGACAACUAA
This is a messenger RNA of Seriola dumerili (greater amberjack), 2229 nucleotides long. RefSeq names its product proline rich 35 (gene prr35). The transcript has 2 exons. NCBI's taxonomy places the organism in Eukaryota, Metazoa, Chordata, Actinopteri, Carangiformes, Carangidae. The record is from RefSeq and is a predicted model, not a curated record. Bases 1 to 2229 code for a protein of 742 amino acids.